AUGUCAAAUGAUGAAUACAGACAAUAUGAUAUUAUUAAAAAGCAUUUAGGUUUACUAGAUAAUGAAAACGUUCAAUUAAUUAAUAAUCAUUUGAAAGAUUUAUUCCAAAAAUCUGGCGGUCAAUCAUUGUUCAAUUUUAAGGAUCUGGUAAAACAGAAUGGUGGGGAAGACUUUGAACAAUCAUUUAUCCGAGAAUAUUUUGACUCAUUCAAUUUAUCUACAAGUAGAAAAAGGCGUUUGGAUGAUAAUAUAUAUGAAGGUAUUGUAAUUUCAACACCACCUUAUGGAGCAUUUAUUGAAUUUAACAAUACUUCUGGAUUAUGUCAUAUUUCACAAAUAUCAUAUGAUGGGUCGAGAACUGAAACUUCAUCUAUAUUGAAACCAAAUGAAAAGGUAUUCGUCAAAAUAAUAGAUGAAAAACCUAAUGGGAAAAUUUCAUUAUCAAUGAGAGGUAUCAAUCAAACUACUGGUGAAUUAGAUCGAGGAAGAGGCAUUCAUAAAACAACGAAAACUAAAAGGAAGAUGACUUCCCCUGAAAGAUGGGAAGCAAGACAAUUAAUAGCAUCUGGUGCUGCAAGUAUGGAAGACUAUCCAGAUUUGAAUGAGUUUGAUAAUGAUGGUGAUGAUAACAACCCUAUUCAUCACGAACCAGAAAUUGAUACAGAAAUUGAACUAAAUAAUUCGAGGCCAAGCUUUUUGAAACAACCAACAAGUAAAGAAUGUAUGACUAUGAAUACGAUAUUAAGUAUGGACGGUGCUAUGACAAAAGCUAUAUCAAAUGGUUCAGAAUUAGCUAAAAAAUUUAGAGAAGAUAAAAUUAAAGAGCAGAAACUGAAACUUAAUAAGAUUGAAGAUCCAUUAUUUGAAGAAGCAACAGAAACUAAAAUUGCUGAAUGGAAAAAAUCCAAAAAGGUAUCAUUUAGUAAACCAACUACAAUGUCAAUUGACGAACAAAGAAAAUCCUUACCUGUAUUUAAUAUGAGGAAUGACCUUAUAGAGCAAAUAAAAAAUAAUCAAUUUCUCGUAAUUGUUGGUGAAACUGGUUCUGGUAAAACAACUCAAAUAGUUCAAUAUCUAUAUGAAGAAAAAUUGAACAUAAUCAAUGGAGAAUCAAAAAUAAUUGGAUGUACUCAACCAAGAAGAGUUGCAGCUACAUCUGUUGCAAAAAGAGUAUCAGAAGAAGUUGGUUGUACCUUGGGUGAAGAAGUUGGUUAUAAGGUUAGAUUUGAUGAUAAUACAUCUUUUAAAUCAAAGAUUAAAUAUAUGACUGAUGGAAUGUUGGAAAAAGAAGCAUUAACUGAUCCUGAAAUGAAGAAAUAUGCAAUAAUUAUGUUGGAUGAAGCUCAUGAAAGAACCAUUGCAACAGAUGUAUUAUCUGUUUUAUUGAGAAAAGCUGCUUUAGCCAAUUCAGAUUUAAAAGUUAUAGUUACAUCCUGCCACUAUGGAUUCUAA
Molecule: messenger RNA, 1452 nt
Organism: Lodderomyces jiufengensis
Lineage: Eukaryota; Fungi; Ascomycota; Pichiomycetes; Serinales; Debaryomycetaceae
Exons: 1
Coding region: 1-1452 (483 amino acids)
Biological process (GO): spliceosomal complex disassembly
Cellular component (GO): intracellular anatomical structure; catalytic step 2 spliceosome
Molecular function (GO): ATP binding; RNA binding
Source: RefSeq, a predicted model, not a curated record